Molecule: messenger RNA, 1952 nt
Organism: Chelonus insularis
Lineage: Eukaryota; Metazoa; Arthropoda; Insecta; Hymenoptera; Braconidae
Product: NADPH-dependent diflavin oxidoreductase 1
Exons: 3
Coding region: 40-1839 (599 amino acids)
Cellular component (GO): cytosol
Molecular function (GO): FMN binding; NADPH-hemoprotein reductase activity; flavin adenine dinucleotide binding
Source: RefSeq, a predicted model, not a curated record
AGCAUCUAAGUGAACAAUUUUGAAGCAAAUAAUUAGAAAAUGACAAUGUCCACCAAAGAUUUUUAUCUAACUAUCCUUUAUGGAAGCGAAACCGGAACUGCUCAAGACACUGCUGAAGGAAUUUGGAAAAGUGCCAAAAGAUUUGGGCUAAAAUGCUCCGUUAUGGCUAUGGAUGAUUACAACAUUGAGAAUUUAAUUUCUGAGCGGCUGAUUGUUUUUGUAGUCGCAACAACAGGUCAAGGAGAAGUUCCAACAAAUAUGCGCAAAUUUUGGCGAAUGUUAUUACGAAAAAGUUUGCCAAAUUAUAUAUUAGGAGGAUUAACAUUCGCAGUUCUUGGACUUGGUGAUAGCUCGUAUGAUAAAUACAACUACGCUGCUAGAAAAUUGCAAAAAAGAAUACUUCAAUUAGGUGGAACAGAAUUAAUACCAUUAGGAUUAGCUGAUGACCAAGAUGCUCUAGGAAUUGAUGAAACAAUUGAUCCAUGGACAAAAGACCUUUGGAGUAAAAUAAGUAUUGAAUUUGAUCUUUUAUUAAAGAGAAAUUCAAAUAAUGACAGCGAACUUAUAGAACGUUUUGAUGUCAGUAUUUUAAGAAAUGUAGGAGAUAAUGAAAUUCAGGAAACGUUGAAAUUUCCUCGAGAUAUUUACAGAGAAGAACUUGAAAUAAAUGAUCAAUUAAAAGUAGCGAAGCUAAUUGAUAAUUCUAGAAUUACAUCAGAGGAUCAUUUUCAAGAUGUCAGGUUAAUAAAGUUGGGAGUGCAAAAUGUUGAUUAUGAACCUGGUGAUGUUAUUUACAUAAGACCUAAAAAUUCGCCAGAGCAAGUAAAAGAUUUUUUUAAUAUACUAACAGAGCAUGAGAUUCCUUUGUAUCCAGACACAAUUUUAAAAAUAAAUGAGAAAGAAAUAAUACUGCCACAUGUAUUAAAAAAACCAAUAACUUUGGAGCAACUGGCUGAACAAUAUUGGGAUUUGAGUUAUAAACCCAGAAGAUCAACUAUGAAAAUUUUAGCAUCUAUUAGUGACAACAAUAUAGAAAGAGAAAAAUUUAUUGAAUUCACAACUACUGAAGGUCAAGAAGAUCUUUACAAUUAUAUCAAUAGACCACGAAGAAAUAUUUUAGAAUUAUUACAUGACUUUCCUCAUACUACGAAAAAAUUGAAUGAAAAAAUUUUAUUUGAGCUAAUGAUGCCCAUCAAACCAAGAGCAUUUAGUAUUGCUUCAAGUAAUAAAUAUUCCCCGAACGAAGUGCAUUUAUUAGUAGCAAUUGUUGAAUAUAAAACAAUUAUUGUGAAACCAAGGAUUGGUCUAUGCUCGAAUUGGUUAAAAUCUCUAGAAAUCAAUGAUGAAAUAUUGUUUACCAUUCAGAAAGGAACAUUUAGGUUUGAUUAUACUAAACCAAUGAUUUUAAUUGGUCCUGGAACCGGCUUAGCAGCUUUUCGAUCAAUGCUAUUAGAAAGAGCAGCUUUAAAGCAUGAUCUUCAUGACACCGUUCUCUUUUUUGGCUGUAGAAAUAAAGAAAAAGAUUUUCACUGUAGAAAAAACCUUGAAAAUCUGGUUAAAGAAAACAAUUUGAAGCUUUUUUGUGCUUUCUCAAGGGAUCAAACAAAUAAAAUAUAUGUUCAGAACAUUAUUCACCAACAACAGGAAUUAUGUUGGGAUUUAUUGACUAAAGGUGGAAAAAUUUAUUUAUCUGGUAGCUCGAAAAACAUGCCGAAGGCUGUGAAAGAAGAAUUUAUUGAAAUAGCCAAAACGUUUGGAAAUCUAGAUGAUAAUAAUGCUGUAGAAUUUGUGAAAAAACUUGAAGCUACUGGGCGUUAUCAAACAGAAACCUGGUCCUAAGUUUUAUGAAUAGCUUUAUUGAAUACAAUAUCCAAAAUGUAAUUUUUUCAAGUAAAAUAAUUUGUUACUCAAAGUUUAAAUAAUACAUUUUGAGAAUUUUACAUCUUCAAAAA